UUGCAAACGGGUCGAAAUUCCUAACCUGAAUCAGACCCGGUUCAGGUUCGACUUGACCCGAAUCCGAAAUUUUCGAAUCGGAUCAAAUAUUGACACCUCUAUUUAGAAGGAUCAACUCCCCAGAUUCCAUAGGACAUAAUGAAGGUGUAGGGCGUAUGCCCUGCCUCGCUGUAUUGCAUGUGGUGGAGGUGGAGCUGGAGCUGGAGCUCUUCUCUCUCUCCUUCUCCUCUCUAAUAUGUACACAUUGUAGAGACAGAGGCCUCUCUCUCUCUCUCAUCCCUGUCACCAACGAAGCUCCUAAUGCCAAACUGGCAGUUUUAAUUUCAGGAAGGAAUGAGUAAAGGACAAGAUUAGUCUGGGAUUUGAGUGCGAUUCUAUUCAUUUUUUCUGCCAUCCCUACCUUCUCCUACUACUUCCUUCCCAAUCCCAUUUCAUCAACCAGUACCGAGGAUGAAGAAAGUUAGCGACUUGGAGUUCAUGGUUGAUAAAGAGAGAGCUGACUCGGAAUGCUGCAGUGGGUGUCAAUCUGGCUGGACUCUCUAUCUUGACCAGUCGCAGUCUCAGGAGAGAUUGACCGGAUCUUUUCAACUAAGAACAGAUGACUGUGAUUGUUGGGAGGAAGAAGAAGAAGAAGAAGAAGAGGAGGAGGAGGAGGAGGACUUGUCCAUGCUCUCUGAUGCUUCUUCUGGGCCACCCCAAGUCCAUGAGGAAGAAGACAACAUAUCCUCAGGCUGCUGUGAGGAUGGAAAUGGCUGCCUCUGCAAUGCCACUUUCCUUCCCUUAACUACAGUUGCCAGGAAUAGAAUAAAGAGGAGGAGGGCUGAAGAAGAGCAGCAGGGAAAACGAGAUUCCUUUUUGGAUGACACUGCCAGUUCUACUCUCUCCACCUUUUCCAAGGCAAUAUACUAACUCAACUCUCAUAAACUUCUCUAGUUUUUUGAGGGAACAUAAACUUACUCUUCUUCUUCUUCUUCAUUUCCUCUUUGAAUAGGCCACAACAAGUAGCUGUGGAAGCAAGAAGCUUUUGAUGGAAGAUGAUCACUCCUGCUGCUUCUCCACAACCCAUUUCACUGUACCAUAAACCUUUCAUGGCUUUCUCUGCAUUCUUAGCUUUAGUUAAAUGAAUUUUUUGAUCUCUUAUCCAUCUUAAACAGGGGAAAACUGCAUUGCCGAAGCAUUUGGCUUACCUGCAUUCUUCUGCAGGUAAGUAUUCUCUCUUUGUAUAUGCUUAACAACUAGAGAAUAAACACCCACUACAGCAUUUUGUUCAAAUUUUUGUCAAUAGGUAUGCAGACAAGAAGGUGAGAAGAAACUGAACUGAAGAAAGGCAAAGAAGAUGUGUACAAAUCUUCAAGAUCCCUCUAUGGACUCUUCUAAGUUUUUUUAUUAAUUUUUCAUUAUCAAUGUUCUUUUCUUUCUCUUUUCUUUUAUUCAGUCCCCACUUUUUCGCCUGUUGAUCCAGUAGGAAAAAUCCACAGCAAGAAAAGAAAUGAGGCAAAAAGCUCCUGCUUUCUCUUUUGUCUAGUUCUUUUGUCAUGAAUGGAGGUAACAAAUUGACGUUUCUUGGUUCUGUUCAUAUUCAAACUCAGCCACAGCUGAGUGUCCAAUUCUCUCUUAUAAUUUUAAAUAACUUACCUACCUCCAUACAAUACAACAUAUAUAAUGAUAAGCAAGAAGACUUAUGAACAAAAAUGUUACCUAUGAAUGCUAACUACUUCCUUAUUCUCAAGCUUAACUAAGGCUUUGUCUGGAUUGACUUUUUUAUUGUUUCUUACAGUAAAAAAAAUUAAUUUUUUAAUUAAAAAAUUGUUUUAAAAAAUAAUAAAAAAGCCGUCCCAAAUGAAGCCUAAACCUUAAGCUCAAAUGAAAGAGAAAUUAUUACACAGCUGCUAUAAUUUUAUAAAAGAAAAAUCAAAUGCUGCUAAAUUUACCUGGUAGAAAGUAGGGUAUGAGCUGGCAAAGUGACAAGAUCAGAGUGUAGUUGUCACGUCCAUGACCAGGUUGUCCUGUGACAACAUAGUUUUAUAUCUACCAUUAAUGCAACAGAUAUGCAGAGAUUACUUUCAUGGAACUCUGGUUCAGGCUUCAUUUGUUUCUGCAGCAAGAUGAUUGCAAGGUGAAAUUAUUAGGUGCGGACACCGAAUGCCGUCCAGAGCUCAAUAAAAAUGCGCCACGUCACCCCUACUCAGUACCGCGGCUCGGUACUGAGCUUGGUACUGGAUGACGUAGUUGCACCUGAUUGGCCUCUGAACGAUAAGUUGUAUCCAGUGUCCGCACAAAAUAAUCUCUCGAUUGCAAGAGGCAUUUUGAGGUUACCCAUACUCAAGCAUGACGCAGUUAAUAAUGGCUAAGAAGAUACCCUUUAGAGUACUCAUGAGCUGGCCUCUAAUUUC
This is a messenger RNA of Dendrobium catenatum, 2393 nucleotides long. RefSeq lists its product as uncharacterized. The record is from RefSeq and is a predicted model, not a curated record. The transcript has a single exon. Gene Ontology annotation, biological process: cytokinin biosynthetic process. NCBI's taxonomy places the organism in Eukaryota, Viridiplantae, Streptophyta, Magnoliopsida, Asparagales, Orchidaceae. The coding region runs from base 451 to 909 and encodes 152 amino acids.